Amoebophrya sp. A25 is the source of this 274-nucleotide messenger RNA. The record is from the annotation of a GenBank genome assembly. NCBI's taxonomy places the organism in Eukaryota, Dinophyceae, Syndiniales, Amoebophryaceae.
GCGUGCUCUGCUUUCGUUCCAGAAGGAAUUUCAGUCGUCAAGUGAGGAGAAUUGAUAUUUUUUCAGCAUCGAGCGUUGGUUGCAGGCCAUUCAUCGUCAUUAUCGUUACGAAAAUAUACGAUAUCUAGCGGGGCACCACAAACGACUACUUAUAAAUAUGAAAUCCUGAAAUAUGCAGAACAGGCGUUGGAGCAAGAUUCAAUUGGAGCAAGAUUUCAUGCUGCCACAAGACUUGAAUGCAGCAGCAAGACUUCUGAUGAAUGUCGUGACGUAA